GCAAACUGUCAACAUCCCAAACAGAGUUUGUUUUUUUCCUUCUCGGUCGCGUUUCCUGGGCAAGAUUUUCCAAAAUAAAACGCUUGGUGCGUGUCCCUCAAUCCGCGUUCCCACCAUGGCCUCCAACGAGGACGCGCCGAAGGCCAUGAACGUGCUGGAUUUGCCGGUGGAAAUCCUCGAGGAAAUCUUUGAAUACCUGAGCUACGACGAAAUUGCCAAGAAGCGAAUUAUUUGCAGGAAGGUGGACCAGGUGUGCCAAUCGCUGCUGAAUCGGGGCUUCCUGAAGAUGAUUAAACGGCACAACGCGAAUCUGAAGGCCAUCAAGAUGCAGCUGCCGAGGCGCGAAUCGGAACGGCGGAACCAUCCGCUGGCGAAGCACUCGGACAUCCUGACCUGCAUCGAGACGCGCAUUUCGAUGCUGUCGAUGACGUACUCCAAGUACGUGGACAAAGACCUGUGCUGCUUUAUUCCGGGCAAGGUCAUCGAUGAGGUGUUCAACAUUCUGAAGCUGAUUGAGGGCACGUCCAAGCCGUUGAGGGCGCACGAGGUGCUGCAAGAACUGCGCGACAUCUCGUCGAUGGCGAUUGAACACUUUGACGAGAACAUUGCCCACCGGUUGAAGCGGAUCAUGGGCGUGCAGCACCAUCCGGGCGGAAGUCACUUGCCGUUCCCGACGCCGGGUUUCAUCCAGAACGAGGUUGUUCUGCCGUGCGACGUCAACGGCGAGAAGUUAAUCCUCCCAACGCUGACGCCAAUCUCCCCGCACAAGGUGAUGAUUCCGUCGCCGUCCGCUUCAUCUCAACAGUGCCACCAAAGUUCACCGUCGGCUUGCACCGGCAGCCGCAUCAACCAGGCGUCGAUCGUCCGCGUGACGCACAAAUCGCGCAAAAUGCGCCUCACGAUCAACAAGAUGAUUGCCGCGAUCCAGGGCGACCGGAACCAGAUGAAGCAGCUGCGCUCGCAGGUCAUGCGGAACAGCCUGGAGAUUCGCGACCUGCGGCGCCGGCUCGACGAAUCCGAGACGAAAAACCGCGAACUGCUGGCCAACCUAAGCAAGGCCGGCGGUGGACCGGGUUCGUCGGUGGAAUCCACGCCGGUUGUGGUCCACCGGAACAUGAAGCCACGCUCGGCGACCAUCAUUCUGAAGCGGAUCCUCAACGAAACGGCGGCCGAUGGGGACGCGGACGGCGCCAGCAGCUCCAAAAAGUCCAAACGUGAUUAACCACUUUACCACUUUAUAUAUUUUUUUGUAGUAGCUUUAGAGAAUAGUGAAACCACGAAGGGAAUUUAAUCCGGUUUCGAUUCGACUUGAUGUCGCUUAAAAGCUCUCGCUGAAUAGACAGAAAUACACUAUUCAAAGUUUAAAAUAUGUAUUCAAAAUUAACAAACUGUAUACUGAAACACUACGAAAGUCGACUGUCAACUCAAAAUUUGGUUUCCUUUUUAGUCGUUAGCAAAUCAACUAACAAACAAGCACUUGAAACGAUGAAAAGGUUAUGUUGUGGCAGUGGCACUGCUAAAUUACUAAAACAAAGAGAAACUCAUAUAAUAUUCGUAUGUAAUCUGUAGUAUGUAAGGAAGCUAGUUUUACAAUUCGUCGCGCUGAAUGUAACUUCGUUGAGCAAAACUUUGUGAGAAAAUAAAAUUUCAAAAGCCAGUAAAAAA
Molecule: messenger RNA, 1665 nt
Organism: Culex quinquefasciatus (southern house mosquito)
Lineage: Eukaryota; Metazoa; Arthropoda; Insecta; Diptera; Culicidae
Gene: pall
Product: F-box only protein 28
Exons: 3
Coding region: 116-1222 (368 amino acids)
Biological process (GO): protein polyubiquitination
Molecular function (GO): protein binding
Source: RefSeq, a predicted model, not a curated record